Molecule: messenger RNA, 1116 nt
Organism: Microplitis mediator
Lineage: Eukaryota; Metazoa; Arthropoda; Insecta; Hymenoptera; Braconidae
Exons: 3
Coding region: 463-990 (175 amino acids)
Biological process (GO): sleep; positive regulation of voltage-gated potassium channel activity; regulation of synaptic transmission, cholinergic
Source: RefSeq, a predicted model, not a curated record
UACUGCACUGGUAUCUAUACUUAACUUGCGAUUUUAAUAAGCAAUCACGCGUAUCGUGACCACUAAUAAAAUGUUUGUUUCUAUUUAAUAUCAUCAUGAUUAAUAAAAAAUAAAAAUUUACUUUGUCUGUCAUUCGUAAAAACCAACAUCACGUCAUUUAUUUUAUUAUUAUUGACUGGUUUUCUCGUUGUUUCAAAUCACUUGUAGUUGUCACGCGGAUCGACAGUGUCCUCGUGGUAUUAAUCGAUGUGACAAUCGAUUGAUAACAGGUGUAUGUAUUAAUAGGAGUAAUAAAAAAAAACUCUUUUUUUUUAAGUAGAAGUAAUUAAUGAUGCGUUUGAAUUCUUGAUAAAAAUUAAAGUAAAAUUUUAGUAAAUAAGAUAAUAAAAAAUAUAUAAUGGAAUUGAGAUUAUGAUUUUUUUAAAUACGAGUUGUUUGUAAAAAUUAUUUUGACGUAAGAAUAUGAAAUUUUACGAGAGAAGGCAGUUAUGGAUUCUUGUGAUGAUUGCAUGUAAGACUGGUAUAGCAGAAACAACAGAAGAAGGUAUUUCUUGUUAUAAAUGUACAGUAGCACCUUUGAGAGGAGCUCCGGAAGCGUCUAGUCAAAUAUGCAGUCAAUUCAAAGAGAAUCAUCACUUUCAAGUCUACUGCCCAAAGUCUACGAUGUGCAUGAAACGUACGAUUUAUCACAAACUAGUCAACGGAUCGAUAAUAAAUACAAGUGUGGAGCGAGAUUGUGCGUCGCAGCUUGAUAUAUUUCAAGCUUACGAUUACAAUAAAAGACAAUGGAGUCAGCAGGAAGAAAUAGUCCUGACAGCGUAUCCAGAGGGUUGUUUCACUGGUGAAGAUCGCGGCUCACCUGGUGGACCACCCGAGUAUUGCUUUUGCAAAUAUAAUUUAUGCAAUGACAGCAACGUCAAUCGGCAAAUUUAUACACUCAUUAUUAUACCGUUUUUAAUAUUAAUAAUUACCGGUUCUGUGGCAAUAUGACAUGACAUUAUCAUUUAUAGAUAAAUAAUAAAAUAAUGUAAAUAAAAUUAAUUAGUGCUGUGAGAUCAAAAGAUAAAUGUACUUGAUAUUUUUAAUGUGCAAUUUAAAUAAAAUAAUUACCUCGGC